GCGAGCCCAAGAUGGCGGCUCUCAGGCUGGCGCGCUCCGUGCUGCGGAGGCUUUGAGGUGGUCGCCGGGGGUCGGGGGGCACGAUUUCCCCGCCGCGGGGGCCCUGGAGGAUGAAUAGGGGGCCCUGCUAAGGUUCGGCGGCGGGGGUGGAGAGCAGCGGCAGCCAGCGCUGCGGUGGAGUCCACGGAGCGGGAUGUGCGAGAGUUACUCCAGGUCGUUGUUGAGGGUCUCGGUGGCGCAGAUCUGCCAGGCGCUGGGCUGGGACUCGGUGCAGCUCAGCGCCUGCCACCUCCUCACGGACGUGCUGCAGCGCUAUCUGCAGCAGUUGGGACGGGGCUGCCACCGGUACUCCGAGCUCUAUGGCCGAACAGACCCAAUUUUGGAUGACGUUGGUGAAGCUUUCCAGCUUAUGGGGGUUAGCCUUCACGAACUAGAAGACUAUAUUCACAAUAUUGAGCCUGUCACGUUCCCACAUCAGAUCCCUUCAUUUCCUGUUAGCAAGAACAACGUACUCCAGUUUCCUCAGCCUGGAAGUAAAGAUGCAGAGGAAAGAAAAGAAUACAUUCCUGAUUACAUGCCACCCAUCGUGUCUUCUCAAGAAGAAGAAGAAGAAGAGCAGGUGCCCACCGAUGGGGGGACGUCGGCGGAAGCCAUGCAGGUUCCCCUGGAAGCAGACGACGAGCUGGAGGAGGAGGAGAUCAUCAAUGACGAGAAUUUCUUGGGUAAGAGACCGUUGGACAGUCCGGAAGCCGAGGAGAUGCCCGCGGUGAAGCGGCCGCGACUGCUGAACGCCAAGGGGGACGCGCUGGACGCGGUGCUGUCGGAAGCUCGGGAGCCGCUCAGCUCGAUCAACACGCAGAAGAUCCCCCCGCUGCUGUCUCCCGUCCACGUGCAGGACAGCAGCGACCCCGCGCCCGCGUCGCCAGAGCCGCCGAUGUUAGCGCCCGUCGCAAAAUCACAGCUGCCAGCCGCAAAGCCCUUAGAGACAAAGUCGUUCACGCCGAAGGCAAAGACGAAAACGACGUCUCCGGGACAGAAGUCUAAGUCCCCUAAAACUCCUCAGGCGCCGGCAAUGGUCGGAAGUCCCAUCCGGUCCCCGAAAACGAUGUCCAAAGAAAAGAAAUCUCCUGGACGUUCCAAGAGCCCCCGAAGCCCCAAGAGCCCCAAGGCUGUGUCCCAUGUCCCCCAAACACCCGUCAGGCCCGAGACGCCAAACAGGACCCUUUCGGCCACAGCAGGCGAGAAGAUGAGCAAAGAGGCCCCCGCGGUCACACACGUGCACAUCCCCCCGGACCCAGGGAAGCUGAGCACUGAGAAUCCGCCCAAAAAGGCCCCGGUCACCGACAAAACCAUCGACGACUCCAUCGACGCCGUGAUCGCCCGGGCCUGUGCCGAGAGGGAGCCGGACCCUUUCGAGUUCUCCUCGGGCUCAGAAUCAGAAGGCGACAUGUUCACCAGCCCUAAGCGCAUCUCGGGGCCGGAAUGCAUGACUCCCAAGGCCGCCCCCUCCAACACCUUCACUAAGGCGGGGGCCACGCCGCUGCCUCUGGCCAGUGGGACGUCCAGCUCGGAUAACUCCUGGACGAUGGACGCCUCCAUCGACGAGGUCGUACGGAAAGCAAAGUUGGGGACGGCGCCCGGCGUGCCCCCCAGCUUCCCUUACCUGUCGUCUCCCUCCAUCUCCCCUCCCACGCCCGAACCCCUGCACAAGCUGUACGAGGAGCGGGCCAAACCGCCGUCCUCGGCGGACGUCAAAAAGAAGUUGAAAAAGGAACUGAAGACGAAAAUGAAGAAGAAAGAGAAGCAGAGAGACAGGGAGAGGGAGAGAGACAAAGGCAAGGACAGAAGUAAGGAGAAGGAGAAAGGGAAAGAUAAGGAGAAGGAAAAGGAAGCCAGCAAGGAGACCAAGUCCCCGUGGAAGGAGCUCCUGCGGGAGGACGAGUCGGACCCCUACAAGUUCAAAAUCAGAGAAUUCGAGGACGUCGACUCCAAAGUGCGGCUGAAAGACGGGCUCGUGAGGAAGGACAAGGAGAAGCAUAAAGAUAAGAAGAAAGAUAGAGAAAAGGGCAAGAAGGAGAAAGAGAAGCGAGACAGGGACAGAGUCAAAGAGAAGGGUCGCGAGGACAAGGGGAAAGCGCCACCAGCCCCCCUGGUACUGCCACCCAAGGACGUGGCCCUGCCCCUGUUCAGCCCCGUCCCGGCCGCCAGGGGCCCGGCCCUGCUGCCCUCCCUGUCGCCCAUGCUGCCCGAAAAGCUGUUUGAAGAAAAAGAGAAACCUAAGGACAAAGAAAGGAAAAAGGACAAAAAGGAGAAGAAGAAAAAGAAAGAGAAGGAGAAGGAAAAGGAGAAGAAAGAGAAGGAGAGAGAGAAAGAGAAGAGAGAGAGAGAGAAGAGAGAGCGAGAAAAGGAGAAACACAAGCACGAAAAAAUAAAAGUGGAGCCAGCUGUUCCAGCCCCAAGUCCGGUUAUCCCCAGAUUAACCCUCCGAGUCGGUGCUGGCCAAGACAAGAUCGUCAUCAGCAAGGUGGUUCCAGCCCCGGAGCCUAAGGCAGCUCCCUCUCUGAACAGACCCAAGACCCCGCCGCCCGCACCCGCCACCGCACCCGUCCCUGUGCAUGUCACCCCUCCCCCGGUGCCCUUGCCACUCCUCACACAGUCCACCGUGUCCCCCGCUUUAAUGGCGUCUCCAUCCCCUGCCAUCUCUGGAGCUGGAAGUUCCAAAGCCCCCGUCCGGAGCGUGGUAACGGAGACAGUCAGCACUUACGUGAUCCGAGAUGAGUGGGGAAAUCAGAUCUGGAUCUGUCCUGGAUGUGACAAGCCUGACGACGGGAGUCCCAUGAUUGGGUGUGACGACUGUGACGACUGGUACCACUGGUCCUGCGUGGGGCUGAUGACCGCGCCCCCGGAGGAGAUGCAGUGGUUCUGCAACAAGUGUGCCAACAAGAAGAAGGACAAGAAGCACAAGAAGAGGAAGCACCGGGCGCACUGACGCCCCGGCCCUGCGCCCCGCGGGUGGCGGCGCGGGAGGCGGAGGCAAAAA
Pteropus alecto (black flying fox) is the source of this 3040-nucleotide messenger RNA. RefSeq names its product TATA-box binding protein associated factor 3 (gene TAF3). The transcript is spliced from 7 exons. Gene Ontology annotation, cellular component: transcription factor TFIID complex. The record is from RefSeq and is a predicted model, not a curated record. Gene Ontology annotation, molecular function: protein heterodimerization activity. The coding region runs from base 194 to 2989 and encodes 931 amino acids. NCBI's taxonomy places the organism in Eukaryota, Metazoa, Chordata, Mammalia, Chiroptera, Pteropodidae.